Messenger RNA from Suillus paluster, 948 nucleotides. RefSeq lists its product as uncharacterized. The transcript is spliced from 5 exons. The record is from RefSeq and is a predicted model, not a curated record. The coding region runs from base 1 to 948 and encodes 315 amino acids. NCBI's taxonomy places the organism in Eukaryota, Fungi, Basidiomycota, Agaricomycetes, Boletales, Suillaceae.
AUGAAUUUACCUAGAACGACGCCAACAAACUCCCCGUCGACUUCGUCUUCGCGGGAUCAAGUUUCAAUGAGAGCAGCCCUGCAGUCAUGUCUUGAGUACCUCGACAGGAUAGACUGCGCUCACAGGGAAAUCCGCACCCGCUUCACGGAGCUUCUCGCCAACUGCCAGUCAGAAGUCACCAUGGAGGAUUCGGGCGCACGGGGUGGCGCCGCUGACAUCCGGGCGGAGGUUUGGCCUUGGGCCAUCACGCCAGAGCAAUUGAAAUUCUAUCGCCACCGUUCGGACCUAGAGAGAGAGUACCGUCCUUUAAGAUCUGUCAGGGUUGCUGGUACCCUGUCAGAGGGCGUAGAUCCUCUCGUUGGUCAACUUCCCCAACCAGUCAGACGCGACCAACAACGGUCCGUUACGGAGCUCCUCGCGAGAGACCAGGAGGAGAUCGCCAUGGGCACACGGGACAGUCCCACUGACCUCCAGGCAAUCGUCGAUGAUGGGCCUCAGACCAUCACACCAGAGUCAUUGGAAUUCCGCGAAUGGCUUUCGGUCCCAGAGUACGGUCCUUUAGGUUCUGUCGGGGCUACUAACGCCCUGCCAGAUGGUGGUGAUUCUCUCGUCGGUCAACUUCCUCAAGAUCCAUUGCUCUGCGACACCUCUAGUUCUGUCCGAUAUCAGUCCGGUGCGCAACCCUCCCUGCCCCAGUAUGGCGCGUACCCCGAGGCGCAGACCCUGCCUGAUCCCCCGGUCAGACGCGACCAACAACCGCUUCCUCAUAUCGUGCAGGGAAGCCACAACAAAGUCAGGUGCACCCAGCUCAGGUGCACAAAAGUUGUCAGAAAGGAUGGUCUCACUCGCCAUAUUAAUGAGGUGCAUCGGCGGAAGGUUAAGGCUGUUUGCGCCGGCUGUGGAAAGGCAUUCACGCGCCCGUAUAUGAAGAAGGACCAUAUCUGUUGA